AUGCUCAGUUCCGACAAAGAUCCACUUCCCAAAUCGCCUCCGCGCGUAGACGAUGUUUCAACCAAACCAGAGGACGCAGAGGACGGUGAAAUCAGUGACCACGCUAUCUCUCCGUCAAAAUCCCCAAGCUCUACACCAGAUGACAACAGCGCAGCCAAUCCUCCGCUGCCCACUGGUGAAGUCCCUCCGCCACUGCCCGAUGAGCCACCGCCUGGUGCGCCUGAGGACGACGGGUGGGAACCUGUCUGGGACGAUUCAGCGCAAGCCUUUUAUUUCUUCAACCGAUUUACCAAUGUCACACAAUGGGAAAACCCAAGAGUGCCCGAGGCUCGGGCGACAGGACCCCCAGGAGUGGGAAACUAUGACAGAAUGGCAGGGGCAACAGAUCCCCCGCCGGCAGGCUCUGUUGGUGGAUACAACCCGGCCAUACACGGUGACUAUGAUCCAAAUGCCGACUAUGCGAAAGUCCAUGAAGCACCGUCAGCUACAACAAUCCCCGGCUCUGGUGCGCCUGGUACAGACCCAGCCGAUGCAUAUGCCGCCACUGGGUACUUUAAUCGGUUUACGGGGAAGUGGCAGAACGCGGACCUCAACCCUGACAAGCACAGUGACGAGCAAAAGAGUCGGAGACAGAUGAAUGCAUUCUUUGAUGUGGACGCGGCUGCGAACAGUCAUGACGGGAGAAGUCUUCGAGCUGAGCGAGCCAGCAAGAAGCUCACCAAGGCCGAGCUCAAGGCGUUCAAGGAGAAACGGCGGGAAAAGAAAGAAGAGAAGAGACGAGCCUGGCUGAGAGACUGA
Molecule: messenger RNA, 798 nt
Organism: Exophiala spinifera
Lineage: Eukaryota; Fungi; Ascomycota; Eurotiomycetes; Chaetothyriales; Herpotrichiellaceae
Exons: 1
Coding region: 1-798 (265 amino acids)
Molecular function (GO): protein binding
Source: RefSeq, a predicted model, not a curated record